AUGCAGCCCGAGUCCAUGCAACUGAUACGGCAGAUCAUCCACAAUGCCGAGGAUCCCACGGCCGAGGUGCCAGCGGUGAGCUCCAGCCCUCAUCAGCUACACAUCCGUGGGUCACCGGCAGGAGGGAGGCCUUCCCCGCCGGGAUCUCCGCAUCGCACAAAUGUGGGCCUCGGUAGAGAAGGCGAUGUGGAGCCUACCAAUCUGCAGCCAUCUUCGCCGGGGCACAGCCCUCCAGUUAGCCCGGCCCGCGGCUCAAAUACGAGUUUGGACAUAGACGUGCUGUCGCCUCCGCCGGAGCAUCCGAUUAGCCCGGGCAGUGGGCCCACAGGCGUAAAGAAUUCGAUGAUUGCAACCAAUGCUAAGACCAUCCCCCGUUUCUGGUGGCCAAAGCGGGAUCAGAUUUCCGAGCUUGGCCAGGAGUACAAAGACCAGAUUCACGAAAUCUUCGUGAAGCAGGGUAUCACCGAUGGGAUAAAGAAUUGGGAGCAGUGCGAGCAGAUUGUGACGGAUGUGUUCAAACUAUCCAAAUACUUUGCCGCCCCUAUUUUCCACAAAAUGAAGGCUUUCUACGACAUCGUUGAUCGCAGCGCGAUCUCCAAGCGCGAUGCCAUGAUGGUUCCCACUCCAGUGCCUAUCACGGAGAUGAUGGUUGUUGGGUGGGCGAACCGAAAGAUCCAGCCUGACGAUCCGACCCUGAGCUUUUUCUCAGUUGUCAAGAAGGACCACAAUGACUGGAUAGAGAAGGAGGAUUUCGACAUCUUCCUUUACGCCAUCUUGAUGACCCAUCCAGGUUUGGAUUUUCUCCUGGACACCCAGGAGUUCCAAGAUAGAUAUGCUGAUACGGUCACCAGCCGAAUCUUCUACAUCUACGAUAGGAAAGGCACAGGCCGAAUCUACCUGCAGAAUUUGCGGCGAUAUCAGCCGUCCAUCGUGGAGACCUGGAAGCAGCUGGAGGACUAUGACGACAUGAAGAUGAUACGGGAUUACUUUAGUUACGAGCACUUCUACGUGAUCUAUUGCACUUUCUGGGAGCUGGACUCUGACCACGACUUCCUCCUAGACAAGGAUGACCUGCUGAAGUAUGAUGGGCAUGCGCUGUCAAGAAGGACAGUGGACCGGAUCUUUAGCGAGGUCACCUGGCGGUUUACAUCAGCGGUUCCUGGCAAGAUGGGCUACGAGGAUUUCAUCCAUUUCCUCCUGAAUGACCAGGAUCAGAUAACCGACAGAUCGAUCGAGUUUUGGUUCAACAUCUUCGACCUAGAUGCAGAUGGUGUGGUUCGAGACUACGAGCUGAAGUUCUUCUACGAAGAGCAAGUGCAGCGCAUGGAGUGCCUGAACUACGAAACCAUCGCGUUUUGUGAUGUUCUGUGCCAGCUACAUGACAUGAUUUGUCCUCGAGUUGCUGGAGAGUUUCGACUCGCAGACUUCAAGCGCAAGCGCAAAUUUGCCGGCUCUUUCUUUUCGAUUUUCACGUCCCUGAACAAGUUCAUGGCCUUUGAAAACAGAGAUCCGUUCCAAGCCAAGCAGGAGCAGAUGGAGAAUCCGAACUUCACCAGCUGGCACCGAUGGUGUGCAGACCAGUACCUUAGGCUCGCCAUGGAGGAAGGGGAGGACAUGGACGAAGGCCAGCCAUGA
Messenger RNA from Symbiodinium pilosum, 1635 nucleotides. The record is from the annotation of a GenBank genome assembly. NCBI's taxonomy places the organism in Eukaryota, Dinophyceae, Suessiales, Symbiodiniaceae.